This is a messenger RNA of Xenia sp. Carnegie-2017, 1496 nucleotides long. Its product is annotated as signal peptide, CUB and EGF-like domain-containing protein 3. The transcript is spliced from 11 exons. Gene Ontology annotation, molecular function: calcium ion binding. Bases 1 to 1398 code for a protein of 465 amino acids. Lineage: Eukaryota; Metazoa; Cnidaria; Anthozoa; Malacalcyonacea; Xeniidae. The record is from RefSeq and is a predicted model, not a curated record.
AUGGAGCUGGGCUCGACAGAUUUAGGAAUUGAGAAUCAGCACAUUGAAGCGGAUUUAACAAAGACAUGCAGAAGUUCACCUGGCCUAUGUAAUUUUGUGACAGAGGAUUGCAUACAAGGACAAUCUUUGGGAAAGUAUGUUUGUCGGUGUAAGAAAGGUUUCACAAGAUCAGGCGACGGAGUUUGCACAGACAUCGAUGAAUGCAUUUCAAACAAUAAUCCAUGCGACUCGCUGGCAGAAUGCAAGAAUACACAGGGAUCUUAUGAAUGCAUCUGUCCUCAAGGAUACGAAACGCAAAAUAAUAAUUGCGAAGACAUUGACGAGUGUGCAGCAGGAAUGGACAACUGUCAUCGCGAUGCAGUUUGCAUCAAUAACAUAGGAAGUUUCUCCUGUCUGUGCAAGGCAGGAUUUCUUCACUAUAAGAAUGGAAGACUUUGUCUUAAAGAGCAGCAAGAGAAUUCCAGCACCUUAGCAAUGAUUAUUUUAGCCUGCAUGAUGUUCGCAGGACUUCUGGGUACAAUCAUUUUAUUCAACCUGUGCAGUGUUCUUUCGACUAAUCCUUACAACUGCAACUGCAAAAUGCAUUGGUUCAUUACCGAAGUUCGUUUAAACUAUACCAAAGUAAAAGAGAAAGUAGGGUAUCUCAAAGAUAUGAGAUGCGAUAAGCCUGCAAGAUUGCAUAGAAAACGUAUUUAUAAACUGAAUGUUAGCGACGUUUGUCCUAAUGGAGUACCAAAUAGAGACGAAUGCAAACUUCAGCUUCACGAAUGUCAUCAGCAUGCGGACUGUCGUGACCUACCGAGAAGUUAUAGCUGUUCUUGCAGACCUGGUUUUACGGGAAACGGAAAGAGCUGUUCUGACAUAGACGAGUGUAGUGAAGGUACAGCAACGUGUCCUCGUCUCACCGUUUGUAAUAACACUGAAAGUGGCUACAACUGUACUUGCAAAGCUGGAUAUGUUAAAGACGACACUGAACAUUGUGUGAAAAAAGAAAUGUGCAGCGGCCUGUCCAACCCGUGUGAUCGUGAGACAGAGGAGUGCUUUGAAGGAGAGUCUUUGGGAAACUACGUUUGUCGUUGUAAGGAGGGCUUUAAAUUAACAAAUAACGGACUUUGUGAAGCAGAAGAGUCAAAGCUUGAAGACACACCUAUCAUUAUGUACAUCGUCGCUGUGUGCGUCUUGAUCAUUUUGAUCCUGGCGAUGAUCAUUAUAAUCAUAUGUCUGAUUGGAGUGAAAAUGAAAAGAAAGAAGAAAGGUUCCAACAAUAAUGACAACUCGGGGGAGUCUGACUCGUGGUUUUCCUAUCUAACGUUCCCCGAAGCUGACAUAGAUCAAAUUCGAAACCACGAUUACGAGUCUAUAACGACUUUGUAUCCAAUAAGUGACGAUGAGCGAUAAUUUUCACUGUAAUAAGUCUUAAUUUUGUGUAAAGGAUGAAGGGAUUUCAAUUCACAAUGUCAAAUAAAAAUUGUCCAUUUCGGUGAUGGAAUCCAGUA